Molecule: messenger RNA, 480 nt
Organism: Aegilops tauschii subsp. strangulata
Lineage: Eukaryota; Viridiplantae; Streptophyta; Magnoliopsida; Poales; Poaceae
Source: RefSeq, a predicted model, not a curated record
AUGGUGUCCUGGUUUGAUGACGACAGCAGCGAGAACUCUCACCAGUACGCCGACUCAGCUUCAGACGAGGGCAUCAUCAAGAUCCCUGAUACCAUGGAUGACUCCGAUUUCGAGGGCACUGAAACUGACGUUUUGUGUAAUGAACACAGCCUGCCAGCAGAGAGGCAUGUUGCUUUCCAGGGCAUCCAUACUGGCAGGAGGUUCCUUGCUUGUGAUGUGAAGGAGGGAAGAAACUAUGGGCUAGUUGAAUGGGUUGAUCCAUAUUGGCCAGCUACAAUGGAGAAUGCAUUGACCAAGUUGUGGAAUAAGUAUGAAGAGUGCAAGAGGAGCAAGAUUGAGGACAAUCUGACAAGCUCAUUUGCUGUUCACAAUCUGACACAACAGAAGAUCAAGCUGCAGGCAAGUUAUGAGAGGUUGGUUGAAGAUGUCAACGGCCUCUUGGAUGCCCAGGAGCACAGGGUUCAGAUGCAGAGAGUUUAG